Molecule: messenger RNA, 1033 nt
Organism: Echinops telfairi (small Madagascar hedgehog)
Lineage: Eukaryota; Metazoa; Chordata; Mammalia; Afrosoricida; Tenrecidae
Gene: MS4A1
Product: membrane spanning 4-domains A1
Exons: 6
Coding region: 1-852 (283 amino acids)
Biological process (GO): cell surface receptor signaling pathway
Cellular component (GO): plasma membrane; external side of plasma membrane
Source: RefSeq, a predicted model, not a curated record
AUGAAAAGCCCUGUUGGCAUGUAUCCUGCUCAGAAAAUAGGUCCCUGGAGGAUGUCCUCACUGGUGGGCCCCACGCAACACUUCUUCAUAAGGGAGUCUAAGGCUUUGGGGGCUGUCCAGAUCAUGAAUGGGCUCUUCCACUUUGCGCUGGGAGGGCUCCUCAUGAUCCCCAUAGGAAUCUAUGCUCCUAUCUGUAUGACUGUUUGGUACCCUUUCUGGGGAGGCAUGAUGUUUAUCAUUUCUGGAUCACUCCUGGCAGCAGUGGACAAAAACCCCAACAAUAGUCUGGUCAAAGGGAAAAUGGUAAUGAACUCACUGAGCCUCUUCACUGCCAUUUCUGGAAUAAUUCUUUUGAUCAUGGACAUAUUUAAUAUUACAUUCUCCCACUUUUUAAAAAUCGAGAGCCUGAAUGUUUUCAGAGUGGCCACACCACAUGUUACUAUAUACAACUGUCAACCGACUAAGGCGUCUGAGGACAAUUCUCCAGCUACACAAUACUGUUACAGCAUGCGAUCUGUGUUCUUGGGCAUUUUUGCAGUGAUGCUGAUCUUCUCCCUACUCCAGAAACUUGUGGCAGCUGGCAUUGCCGAAAAUGACUGGAAACGACUGUGCUCGAGGCCAAAAUCUAAUGUGGUUCUCCUAUCAGCUGAAGAAAAGAAAGAACAUACUAUUGACAUAAAAGAACAAGUGGUUGAGCUAACUGAAAUCCCUUCCCAACCAAAGAAUGAGGAAGACGUUGAAAUCAUUCCAGUCCUGGAAGAAGAAGAAGAAGAAGAAGAAGGAGAAACAAACUUCCCUGAACCUCCCCAAGAUCAGGAAUUCUCACCAGUAGAAAAUGAUAGCCCCCCUUGAAUAGAUUUUUCUGUUCUUUCUUUUUUUUAAUCAUUAGUGUUCAUUGUUUCUAAGAAGAUAGAUGUACAUAUUUUUCCCUGGGCAUGCACAUCCUCCACAUUCCUCUCUCUGACCUUUCAGAGAAUGCCCACCACACCCUCUCUUCUGCUCAGUGAAUGUAGCGACUGUAGCAAAUUAUGCU